AUACAUAAAGAUGUCGAGUCCUUAUUUAAAUAAUAUGAUCAUAAUCGGAUGCAUACUUACGUAUACGAGCGGACGGGCAUGGGUUCUCAUGUCUGGCUUCACACUCGCAUUUGGAAGUAUGUUCAGUAAGACGUGGAGAGUUCACGCGAUCUUCACAAACAUUAAACUCAAUAAAAAACUCAUUAAAGACUACAAAUUAUUUAUGGUGGUCGCGGUACUGGUGUUCAUUGAUGUGGCCACUCUCACUACUUGGCAAAUAGUCGACCCUUUUUACAGGGAUACACACAAUGGCACGGCAGAGCCGUCACCGCAAAACGAGGACAUUUGGGUGAUUCCCGAAAUGGAGUAUUGCCAGAGCAAGAGAAUGACUAUAUUUUUGGGCUCAAUAUAUGCAUUUGGCAUAUUCCUGGCCUGGGAGACCAGACAUGUUAGCAUUCCAGCGCUUAAUGACUCCAAAUAUAUCGGAAUGAGU
Messenger RNA from Oppiella nova, 472 nucleotides. The record is from the annotation of a GenBank genome assembly. NCBI's taxonomy places the organism in Eukaryota, Metazoa, Arthropoda, Arachnida, Sarcoptiformes, Oppiidae.